Chaetomium strumarium is the source of this 1407-nucleotide messenger RNA. Its product is annotated as WD40-repeat-containing domain protein. NCBI's taxonomy places the organism in Eukaryota, Fungi, Ascomycota, Sordariomycetes, Sordariales, Chaetomiaceae. The transcript has 4 exons. Gene Ontology annotation, biological process: mitotic spindle assembly checkpoint signaling. Bases 150 to 1214 code for a protein of 354 amino acids. Gene Ontology annotation, cellular component: kinetochore; bub1-bub3 complex; nucleoplasm. The record is from RefSeq and is a predicted model, not a curated record. Gene Ontology annotation, molecular function: ubiquitin binding.
CCUGUGUUUAUUGGCGUUACAGAAGAGUAAUCCGUACGCUACCCGAGCUCCAUGCAUUGAUUAGGACCUCUAGCUUGCAGAAGCUAUUACCUCCAUCAUUUGCUGAUCUCCACUGAGUUCUCUUCGUCCCACGCGAUAUCGACACCAUAAUGGCACCAGCGACGCAGUUCGAGGUUGCCCAAGCGCCGAAAGACGCCAUCUCAAGCCUUGCAUUUGCGCCGCGCUCAGAAGCGCGACGAUUGCUGGUUUCGUCAUGGGAUAAGAACGUGUACCUCUACGAAAUCUCAAACGACGCGGAGGAGGCAAAUCUAUUAGGGACUUUCGAGCAUCGCGCUCCCGUGUUAGAUGUCUGCUUUGGCUCCAGUGCGGACGAGGCAUUCACCGCGGGGUUGGAUCGUCAAGUGAAGAGGAUUGACAUGUCAACUGGGCAACAAACCGUCAUGAGCAAGCACUCGGAAGCCGUCCGCUGCGUCGUAUACAGCGCCGAGCACUCCCUCCUCAUCUCGGCCUCCUGGGACAGCACGCUCCACGUCCACAACACCGCCAAUCCCUCCCAACCACCCAUGACCAUCCCGCUUCCCGGCAAGCCCCACGCCGUAGCGGCGAGCCCAAGCAAAGUAGUCGUCGCCAUGACAGCCCGGCUAGUGCACAUCUACGACCUACCCACACUCGCCGCGGCCUUGGCCUCUCCCUCCCAACCAACGCAGCCACCCCAGCCGUGGCAACAACGCGAAUCCUCCCUCAAGUUUCUUACCCGUGCCGUGGCCAGCAUGCCCAACGACGCAGGGUACGCGACAUCCAGCAUCGAGGGCCGCGUCGCGGUGGAAUGGUUCGAAGAUAGCGCCGAGUCGCAGGCCCGGAAAUACGCCUUCAAGUGCCACCGGCAGGCGGCGCCCGAGGAAGAGGGCGGUGGUGACGUGGUGUACCCCGUGAACGCGCUCGCCUUCCACCCAGUGUACGGCACUUUUGCCUCAGGUGGCGGGGACGGGACCGUGGCUCUGUGGGAUGCCGAGGCUAAGAGGCGGAUGAGGCAGUAUCAGAAGUUCCCGGACAGCGUGGCCGCGCUGGCUUUCUCGCUGGACGGGAAAUACCUGGCCAUCGGAGUCUGUCCGGGAUUUGAGACAGGGAUGGAGGAUUAUAGUGGGGAGGGGAGGACAAAGCUGUUUAUUCGCGAGUUGGGCGAGACGGAGGCCAAGGGGAAGGGGUCAAAGUGAGUAGGUGGGUCGUGAUAUGUCUGGGGUACUGGUGUACUAUGGGUAUAAAAAAGUGGCUCACGGGCUUGGCGUUGGGUGGGAGACCUUGCACAUUGAUUUGUGUCUGUCCAAUUUCGUGUCGAAUCUUUGAUACAUAUAAGAUUGUUGAUGACUGCCACAUUUGCCGGUAUGGCUGGCGAGCUAAGCACAGAUC